This is a messenger RNA of Silurus meridionalis, 1980 nucleotides long. It is a transcript of the gene rhov, whose product is annotated as ras homolog family member V. Gene Ontology annotation, molecular function: GTP binding; GTPase activity. Lineage: Eukaryota; Metazoa; Chordata; Actinopteri; Siluriformes; Siluridae. Bases 126 to 866 code for a protein of 246 amino acids. The record is from RefSeq and is a predicted model, not a curated record. Gene Ontology annotation, biological process: small GTPase-mediated signal transduction. The transcript is spliced from 3 exons.
CACAUCCGUGUGCGCACUCAGAGUGUGUUCGAGUGUGUGUGAGUGUGUGUGAGAUAGAGGAUGAGGUGACCACUUUCCUCUCACUCUCCGAGCUUCAGAAGGGAUUGUUCAGACUGCUGUUGGACAUGCCACCCCAAAUGGAUUAUUUUUACCAAGAGGCGCACGUUCCGCCGGUGUGUAUAGAGCCGGGGCACGAGCACGCGCACGAGCACGCGCAUUCGCCGAAUUCGGACCCGGAGCCGGUGAUCAGCUGCAUGCUGGUGGGAGAUGGAGCUGUGGGCAAAACCAGCAUGAUCAUCAGCUACACCAACAACGGAUACCCUACUGACUACAAACAGACCGCCUUUGACGUUUUUUCAGGACAAGUACAAGUUGAUGGAGCACCUGUUCGGAUCCAGCUCAUGGACACGGCAGGACAGGAGGAGUUUGACGGCUUUCGCUCGCUGUCCUACGCCCAAAUGGACGUCUUCCUGCUCUGCUUCAGCGUCGUCAACCCGACUUCCUUCCAGAACAUCACCAAGAAAUGGAUCCCGGAGAUCCGCUCGUGCAACCCGACGUCUCCUAUCAUCCUGGUCGGGACUCAAUCCGAUCUCCUGCUGGAUGUCAAUGUUCUGAUAGACUUGGACCGUUGUAAGGUGAAGCCCGUGCUCGGUUCCCGGGCUCGGAGCCUGGCUGAGAAGAUCCGCGCUACGGAGUACGUGGAGUGCUCGGCUCUGACGCAGAAGAACCUGAAGGAGGCUUUCGACGCCGCCAUUUUCGCAGCCAUCAAACACAAGGCCAGGAAGGCCAAGAAGACGAGACUGUCGGACAGGCGCACCAAAGCGUUUUCCAAAUGCAGCUGGAAAAAGUUCUUCUGCUUCAUCUGAUCCUGUGGGUCAAACCCUCUGCACUGUGGUGUAAUUUAUUAUUUAUUAAUCCGGACUUUUUCGGAUCGAGGAACACCGUCCCUGAACCGAUACGUUCACGAUGCACGUGAGGCGAAAGAACACUAAACACGACCGGAGUUCCAUUUAAUCAAUACGGGAAAAUACUGAACAUGCAGGUGAUUGUUUUCCCAUAAAAAACUCUCCCUGGAGUGGUUUAUUCCCUUCAUACCGCAGCGAUGUGGCGAGGAUUACGAGUUCGGAACGAACGAUUUUUAUUCGGUGAAAUUUGCAGAACAGCGUACGCAUGUUCCUACUUCCAUUAUAGCAGCGAUAAACGUCCUUUCCCUCUCCAGGGGCUCGUGUUUCCGACAACAGACCUCAUUUUUCUGAAGAAAAAAAUCGUCAAUUGGGAGAAUGUCGGCUAAAAUAAUCAUUUUUACUUGCAUUAUAGCAGCUAUAAACGCCCCUUCCCUCAUCAAAGUCUAAUUCUCAGAAAUAUUUUGAAUUUUAGCAGCAAUACAUGCCCUUUCCCUAACCGGAGUCUUAUUUUUUACGACAAUAAAACGAGUUUUAGAGGAAAAAAGCGUCACGUGGAGGAACUGUUUUACUUACUUUAUAGCAGCGAUAAACGCUCAUCCUCUCAUCGUAGUCUCAUUUGUCUCAAGACAAAAAAACUUUGUUUGAGGAGGAAAAAAUAACGUCAAUCGGUGGAACAUCAGCUAAAGAUAAAAAUGUUUUACUUGCUUUAUAGCAGCGAUAAACGUCCCUCCUCUCACCAGAGUUUCUUUUUUUCAAUACAAAAAAUAUCGUUUAGGUGGAAAAGCAAGUCGAGGCACGUCAGCCGAACAAAUAAUUUUUACUUACAUUGUAGCAGCGAUAAACGUCCCCUCUAAAACUCUCCCUCUUUUUAGCUUCUGAAAACAUUGAAAUGUCUUUUGCCCUCUGACACUGGAGACUCCUUCCAUAAAUCUCAAAUCGUAUGGAUUUUCACUUAAAGAAACCCCAGUAACAACAAAAAUUAUAUUCAGGUGCGUAACCGUACCUAGUAAUCUAAUCUAAUAAAAAAGUAACUGAUUUAAAAAAAAAAAGAAGAGAAAAAAACAGAAUAGAGGAA